Molecule: messenger RNA, 1656 nt
Organism: Ceraceosorus guamensis
Lineage: Eukaryota; Fungi; Basidiomycota; Exobasidiomycetes; Ceraceosorales; Ceraceosoraceae
Product: putative deoxyhypusine synthase
Exons: 5
Coding region: 249-1394 (381 amino acids)
Biological process (GO): peptidyl-hypusine biosynthetic process
Cellular component (GO): cytoplasm
Molecular function (GO): deoxyhypusine synthase activity
Source: RefSeq, a predicted model, not a curated record
CCUCUUAUGUUCAUCUCCACCACCCAGCCAGCGUGCCGUCGCUCUCGGCGCUACCUUGCUCGCUUCCCUCUCGCACGUCUACCCACUGCCACGCUCAUUCUUGCCGCGGCUCAAGCGAUCACCUCUCCACGCAGUGUCCAGGGCAGGCUCGCAACUGGCUCACCGAUCACCACAGGUGUUUGUGCGGCCCAGCGCCAUCGUUGUGUGGAACAGGCUAACAAGGGACCUCGCAGCCUCCUCGAGCUGCGAUGGCGUCCGAUAGCAACAGCGCGCCGACAGCGGAAGCGUCGAGCUCGGCGCAAGCGGCAGUGUUUGUCAAGUCGGCGCCUGUUCCAUCGCACUUUGAGCAAGUGCGCGGACCAGACUUUGAUCAGCGCCAAUCUUUGGAGAGCUUGAUGACGGCAUACGGCAGCGUCGGCUUCCAAGCUUCUGCCAUCGCCAAAGCCUGCAACCUCAUAGACAAGAUGCGCACAUGGCGGCUGAGCGAUGAGCCUGUCACCGACGACACGCCCGACGACUUGCUGGACCCCGGCAUUAGGCAGCGCACGGCUUGCAGCAUCUUCCUCGGCUUCACCUCCAACCUCGUCUCGUCUGGCCUGCGAGAGGUCAUCCUCUUCCUCGUCAAGCACAAGCUCGUGUCUGCCCUGGUCACCACUGCAGGUGGCAUCGAAGAGGAUCUCAUCAAGUGUCUCGGCCCCACCUAUCUGGGCGACUUUAGUCUCGACGGCGCAGAGCUGAGAAGAAAAGGGCUCAACCGCAUCGGCAAUUUGCUCGUGCCAAACGACAAUUACUGCAAGUUUGAGGAUUGGGUGAUGCCCAUUCUUGACAAGUUGAGGGAGGAGCAGGGCGAUGAUUUGACCAACGUGUGGACCCCAAGCCGCAUCAUCGAAAGGAUGGGCAGGGAGAUCGACGAUGAGCGCAGUAUUCUGUACUGGGCCGCAAGGAACGGCAUUCCCGUCUUUUGUCCUGCCCUGACGGACGGCAGCUUGGGUGAUAUGCUCUAUUUCCACUCUUACAAGAAUCCAGGCUUGGUCGUCGAUCUGGUCGGUGACAUUCGCAGGCUCAACGACUUGAGCGUCAAGGCCAAGAAAGCCGGCAUGAUCAUUCUGGGCGGUGGAGUCUGCAAGCAUCAGAUCGCAAACGCCAUGCUAUUCCGCAAUGGGGCAGACUAUGCAGUGUACAUCAACACCGGUCAAGAAUUCGACGGGAGUGACAGUGGGGCGCGACCAGAUGAGGCCGUCAGUUGGGGCAAGAUUCGCAUCGGUGGCGAGAGCGUCAAGAUCUACGCCGAUGCCACCAUCGUCUUCCCACUCAUUGUUGCGCAGACGUUCGGCAAGAGUUUCUGGGAGGGUCAGGAGGCAGCCGCGCGCAAAGAACCAACUGCGACGAUAUGACGAUGCGUCGACGCACGACGAUCAAGAAGUACCACAUGACUGUAGGUAUAGCAUUGGACGUCUGCGCGCUUGCAUUCUUCCAAAGGCCUUUCAAGACUAGCCGGCAGCAUGAUCCGCAAACGACUGCUUCGGCUCGAGCGAGGAAGUGCCGAUCAGUCAGGGCAGCAGCUGGCCAAGAUUCCACAAGCUUUGGAGCCAGCUCUGCUCCCGGUGUACCAACCUGAUACACGGGCAUUCUUGGUAGACAGCCGGCACACUUUAG